Molecule: messenger RNA, 9042 nt
Organism: Toxorhynchites rutilus septentrionalis
Lineage: Eukaryota; Metazoa; Arthropoda; Insecta; Diptera; Culicidae
Product: serine-rich adhesin for platelets-like
Exons: 4
Coding region: 1-9042 (3013 amino acids)
Source: RefSeq, a predicted model, not a curated record
AUGGUGACAAGAAAAUUCAUAAUAGUGCUAGUGAUUUUGCAUUGUGGGAUAGUGAGUAGUGGAGCAAUAAAAGGAUUUGGUUACAAGAAACAUAGAUUGGGCUACUACAAAUACGGUCCUGGUGUUCAUAAUUUGUUCACAUAUAUUCCUAAACCUGGAGGCCCUACGACACCGAGAACAACACAAACUACUACAACAAGAGGUACAACAUCGACAACCGGGACAACAACAACGACGAUCAGAACCCCAACCCCAACUCCUAGAAUAUCAACCACACAAGCUGGAUCAACUUCUACAACUAGAGCAACAACUACGACAAUCGCCACCACAUCCACAACCGGAGCAACAACGACGACGCCCGGCAUUUCAUCCACAAUAGAAGCUGCGACGACUUCAACCACAGAAGGAAUAACGACAUCGACAACGGAAAGUGGGACGACUUCGACUACUGACAGUGGAACAACUUCGACUACAGAAAGUGGAACGACAUCGACAACAGGAAGUGGAACGACUCCAACCACAGAAGGAAUAACGACAUCGACAACGGAAAGUGGGACGAUAUCGACUACUGACAGUGGUACAACUUCGACUACAGAAAGUGGAACGACAUCGACAACAGGAAGUGGUACGAUUUCAACCACAGAAGGAAUAACGACAUCGACAACGGAAAGUGGGACGACUUCAACCACAGAAGGAAUAACGACAUCGACAACGGAAAGUGGGACGACUUCGACUACUGACAGUGGAACAACUUCGACUACGGAAAGUGGAACGACAUCGACAACAGGAAGUGGAACGACUUCAACCACAGAAGGAAUAACGACAUCGACAACGGAAAGUGGGACGACUUCGACUACUGACAGUGGAACAACUUCGACUACAGAAAGUGGAACGACAUCGACAACAGGAAGUGGAACGACUCCAACCACAGAAGGAAUAACGACAUCGACAACGGAAAGUGGGACGAUAUCGACUACUGACAGUGGUACAACUUCGACUACAGAAAGUGGAACGACAUCGACAACAGGAAGUGGUACGAUUUCAACAGAAGGAAUAACGACAUCGACAACGGAAAGUGGGACGACUUCAACCACAGAAGGAAUAACGACAUCGACAACGGAAAGUGGGACGACUUCGACUACUGACAGUGGAACAACUUCGACUACGGAAAGUGGAACGACAUCGACAACAGGAAGUGGAACGACUUCAACCACAGAAGGAAUAACGACAUCGACAACGGAAAGUGGGACGACUUCGACUACUGACAGUGGAACAACUUCGACUACAGAAAGUGGAACGACAUCGACAACAGGAAGUGGUACGACUUCAACCCCAGAAGGAAUAACGACAUCGACAACGGAAAGUGGGACGACUUCAACCACAGAAGGAAUAACGACAUCGACAACGGAAAGUGGGACGACUUCGACUACUGACAGUGGAACAACUUCGACUACAGAAAGUGGAACGACAUCGACAACAGGAAGUGGAACGACUUCAACCACAGAAGGAAUAACGACAUCGACAACGGAAAGUGGGACGACUUCGACUACUGACAGUGGAACAACUUCGACUACGGAAAGUGGAACGACAUCGACAACAGGAAGUGGAACGACUUCAACCACAGAAGGAAUAACGACAUCGACAACGGAAAGUGGGACGACUUCGACUACUGACAGUGGAACAACUUCGACUACAGAAAGUGGAACGACAUCGACAACAGGAAGUGGUACGACUUCAACCCCAGAAGGAAUAACGACAUCGACAACGGAAAGUGGGACGACUUCAACCACAGAAGGAAUAACGACAUCGACAACGGAAAGUGGGACGACUUCGACUACUGACAGUGGAACAACUUCGACUACGGAAAGUGGAACGACAUCGACAACAGGAAGUGGAACGACUUCAACCACAGAAGGAAUAACGACAUCGACAACGGAAAGUGGGACGACUUCGACUACUGACAGUGGUACAACUUCGACUACAGAAAGUGGAACGACAUCGACAACAGGAAGUGGUACGACUUCAACCCCAGAAGGAAUAACGACAUCGACAACAGGAAGUGGAACGACUUCAACCACAGAAGAAAUAACGACAUCGACAACGGAAAGUGGGACGACUUCGACUACUGACAGUGGAACAACUUUGACUACAGAAAGUGGAACGACAUCGACAACAGGAAGUGGAACGACUCCAACCACAGAAGGAAUAACGACAUCGACAACGGAAAGUGGGACGACUUCGACUACUGACAGUGGUACAACUUCGACUACAGAAAGUGGAACGACAUCGACAACAGGAAGUGGUACGAUUUCAACCACAGAAGGAAUAACGACAUCGACAACGGAAAGUGGGACGACUUCAACCACAGAAGGAAUAACGACAUCGACAACGGAAAGUGGGACGACUUCGACUACUGACAGUGGAACAACUUCGACUACAGAAAGUGGAACGACAUCGACAACAGGAAGUGGAACGACUUCAACCACAGAAGGAAUAACGACAUCGACAACGGAAAGUGGGACAACUUCGACUACUGACAGUGGAACAACUUCGACUACAGAAAGUGGAACGACAUCGACAACAGGAAGUGGUACGACUUCAACCCCAGAAGGAAUAACGACAUCGACAACGGAAAGUGGGACGACUUCGACUACUGACAGUGGAACAACUUCGACUACGGAAAGUGGAACGACAUCGACAACAGGAAGUGGAACGACUUUAACCACAGAAGGAAUAACGACAUCGACAACGGAAAGUGGGACGACUUCGACUACUGACAGUGGUACAACUUCGACUACAGAAAGUGGAACGACAUCGACAACAGGAAGUGGAACGACUUCAACCACAGAAGGAAUAACGACAUCGACAACGGAAAGUGGGACGACUUCGACUACUGACAGUGGUACAACUUCGACUACAGAAAGUGGAACGACAUCGACAACAGGAAGUGGUACGACUUCAACCACAGAAGGAAUAACGACAUCGACAACGGAAAGUGGGACGACUUCGACUACUGACAGUGGUACAACUUCGACUACAGAAAGUGGAACGACAUCGACAACAGGAAGUGGUACGAUUUCAACCACAGAAGGAAUAACGACAUCGACAACGGAAAGUGGGACGACUUCAACCACAGAAGGAAUAACGACAUCGACAACAGAAAGUGGGACGACUUCGACUACUGACAGUGGAACAACUUCGACUACAGAAAGUGGAACGACAUCGACAACAGGAAGUGGAACGACUUCAACCACAGAAGGAAUAACGACAUCGACAACGGAAAGUGGGACGACUUCGACUACUGACAGUGGUACAACUUCGACUACAGAAAGUGGAACGACAUCGACAACAGGAAGUGGUACGACUUCAACCACAGAAGGAAUAACGACAUCGACAACGGAAAGUGGGACGACUUCAACCACAGAAGGAAUAACGACAUCGACAACAGAAAGUGGGACGACUUCGACUACUGACAGUGGAACAACUUCGACUACAGAAAGUGGAACGACAUCGACAACAGGAAGUGGUACGACUUCAACCCCAGAAGGAAUAACGACAUCGACAACGGAAAGUGGGACGACUUCGACUACUGACAGUGGAACAACUUCGACUACGGAAAGUGGAACGACAUCGACAACAGGAAGUGGAACGACUUUAACCACAGAAGGAAUAACGACAUCGACAACGGAAAGUGGGACGACUUCGACUACUGACAGUGGUACAACUUCGACUACAGAAAGUGGAACGACAUCGACAACAGGAAGUGGAACGACUUCAACCACAGAAGGAAUAACGACAUCGACAACGGAAAGUGGGACGACUUCGACUACUGACAGUGGUACAACUUCGACUACAGAAAGUGGAACGACAUCGACAACAGGAAGUGGUACGACUUCAACCACAGAAGGAAUAACGACAUCGACAACGGAAAGUGGGACGACUUCAACCACAGAAGGAAUAACGACAUCGACAACAGAAAGUGGGACGACUUCGACUACUGACAGUGGAACAACUUCGACUACAGAAAGUGGAACGACAUCGACAACAGGAAGUGGUACGACUUCAACCCCAGAAGGAAUAACGACAUCGACAACGGAAAGUGGGACGACUUCGACUACUGACAGUGGAACAACUUCGACUACGGAAAGUGGAACGACAUCGACAACAGGAAGUGGAACGACUUUAACCACAGAAGGAAUAACGACAUCGACAACGGAAAGUGGGACGACUUCGACUACUGACAGUGGUACAACUUCGACUACAGAAAGUGGAACGACAUCGACAACAGGAAGUGGAACGACUUCAACCACAGAAGGAAUAACGACAUCGACAACGGAAAGUGGGACGACUUCGACUACUGACAGUGGUACAACUUCGACUACAGAAAGUGGAACGACAUCGACAACAGGAAGUGGUACGACUUCAACCACAGAAGGAAUAACGACAUCGACAACGGAAAGUGGGACGACUUCAACCACAGAAGGAAUAACGACAUCGACAACAGAAAGUGGGACGACUUCGACUACUGACAGUGGAACAACUUCGACUACAGAAAGUGGAACGACAUCGACAACAGGAAGUGGAACGACUUCAACCACAGAAGGAAUAACGACAUCGACAACGGAAAGUGGGACGACUUCAACCACAGAAGGAAUAACGACAUCGACAACAGAAAGUGGGACGACUUCGACUACUGACAGUGGAACAACUUCGACUACAGAAAGUGGAACGACAUCGACAACAGGAAGUGGAACGACUUCAACCACAGAAGGAAUAACGACAUCGACAACGGAAAGUGGGACGACUUCGACUACUGACAGUGGUACAACUUCGACUACAGAAAGUGGAACGACAUCGACAACAGGAAGUGGUACGACUUCAACCACAGAAGGAAUAACGACAUCGACAACGGAAAGUGGGACGACUUCAACCACAGAAGGAAUAACGACAUCGACAACAGAAAGUGGGACGACUUCGACUACUGACAGUGGAACAACUUCGACUACAGAAAGUGGAACGACAUCGACAACAGGAAGUGGUACGACUUCAACCCCAGAAGGAAUAACGACAUCGACAACGGAAAGUGGGACGACUUCGACUACUGACAGUGGAACAACUUCGACUACGGAAAGUGGAACGACAUCGACAACAGGAAGUGGAACGACUUUAACCACAGAAGGAAUAACGACAUCGACAACGGAAAGUGGGACGACUUCAACCACAGAAGGAAUAACGACAUCGACAACAGAAAGUGGGACGACUUCGACUACUGACAGUGGAACAACUUCGACUACAGAAAGUGGAACGACAUCGACAACGGAAAGUGGGACGACUUCAACCACAGAAGGAAUAACGACAUCGACAACAGAAAGUGGGACGACUUCGACUACUGACAGUGGAACAACUUCGACUACAGAAAGUGGAACGACAUCGACAACAGGAAGUGGAACGACUUCAACCACAGAAGGAAUAACGACAUCGACAACGGAAAGUGGGACGACUUCGACUACUGACAGUGGUACAACUUCGACUACAGAAAGUGGAACGACAUCGACAACAGGAAGUGGUACGACUUCAACCACAGAAGGAAUAACGACAUCGACAACGGAAAGUGGGACGACUUCAACCACAGAAGGAAUAACGACAUCGACAACAGAAAGUGGGACGACUUCGACUACUGACAGUGGAACAACUUCGACUACAGAAAGUGGAACGACAUCGACAACAGGAAGUGGUACGACUUCAACCCCAGAAGGAAUAACGACAUCGACAACGGAAAGUGGGACGACUUCGACUACUGACAGUGGUACAACUUCGACUACAGAAAGUGGAACGACAUCGACAACAGGAAGUGGAACGACUUCAACCACAGAAGGAAUAACGACAUCGACAACGGAAAGUGGGACGACUUCGACUACUGACAGUGGUACAACUUCGACUACAGAAAGUGGAACGACAUCGACAACAGGAAGUGGUACGACUUCAACCACAGAAGGAAUAACGACAUCGACAACGGAAAGUGGGACGACUUCAACCACAGAAGGAAUAACGACAUCGACAACAGAAAGUGGGACGACUUCGACUACUGACAGUGGAACAACUUCGACUACAGAAAGUGGAACGACAUCGACAACAGGAAGUGGUACGACUUCAACCCCAGAAGGAAUAACGACAUCGACAACGGAAAGUGGGACGACUUCGACUACUGACAGUGGAACAACUUCGACUACGGAAAGUGGAACGACAUCGACAACAGGAAGUGGAACGACUUUAACCACAGAAGGAAUAACGACAUCGACAACGGAAAGUGGGACGACUUCGACUACUGACAGUGGUACAACUUCGACUACAGAAAGUGGAACGACAUCGACAACAGGAAGUGGAACGACUUCAACCACAGAAGGAAUAACGACAUCGACAACGGAAAGUGGGACGACUUCGACUACUGACAGUGGUACAACUUCGACUACAGAAAGUGGAACGACAUCGACAACAGGAAGUGGUACGACUUCAACCACAGAAGGAAUAACGACAUCGACAACGGAAAGUGGGACGACUUCAACCACAGAAGGAAUAACGACAUCGACAACAGAAAGUGGGACGACUUCGACUACUGACAGUGGAACAACUUCGACUACAGAAAGUGGAACGACAUCGACAACAGGAAGUGGAACGACUUCAACCACAGAAGGAAUAACGACAUCGACAACGGAAAGUGGGACGACUUCGACUACUGACAGUGGUACAACUUCGACUACAGAAAGUGGAACGACAUCGACAACAGGAAGUGGUACGACUUCAACCCCAGAAGGAAUAACGACAUCGACAACGGAAAGUGGGACGACUUCGACUACUGACAGUGGAACAACUUCGACUACGGAAAGUGGAACGACAUCGACAACAGGAAGUGGAACGACUUCAACCACAGAAGGAAUAACGACAUCGACAACGGAAAGUGGGACGACUUCGACUACUGACAGUGGUACAACUUCGACUACAGAAAGUGGAACGACAUCGACAACAGGAAGUGGUACGACUUCAACCACAGAAGGAAUAACGACAUCGACAACGGAAAGUGGGACGACUUCGACUACUGACAGUGGAACAACUUCGACUACAGAAAGUGGAAUGACAUCGACAACAGGAAGUGGAACGACUUCAACCACAGAAGGAAUAACGACAUCGACAACGGAAAGUGGGACGACUUCGACUACUGACAGUGGUACAACUUCGACUACAGAAAGUGGAACGACAUCAACAACAGGAAGUGGUACGACUUCAACCACAGAAGGAAUAACGACAUCGACAACGGAAAGUGGGACGACUUCGACUACUGACAGUGGUACAACUUCGACUACAGAAAGUGGAACGACAUCGACAACAGGAAGUGGUACGAUUUCAACCACAGAAGGAAUAACGUCAUCGACAACGGAAAGUGGGACGACUUCAACCACAGAAGGAAUAACGACAUCGACAACGGAAAGUGGGACGACUUCGACUACUGACAGUGGUACAACUUCGACUACAGAAAGUGGAACGACAUCAACAACAGGAAGUGGUACGACUUCAACCACAGAAGGAAUAACGACAUCGACAACGGAAAGUGGGACGACUUCGACUACUGACAGUGGAACAACUUCGACUACAGAAAGUGGAACGACAUCGACAACAGGAAGUGGUACGAUUUCAACCACAGAAGGAAUAACGACAUCGACAACGGAAAGUGGGACGACUUCAACCACAGAAGGAAUAACGACAUCGACAACGGAAAGUGGGACGACUUCGACUACUGACAGUGGUACAACUUCGACUACAGAAAGUGGAACGACAUCGACAACAGGAAGUGGUACGAUUUCAACCACAGAAGGAAUAACGUCAUCGACAACGGAAAGUGGGACGACUUCAACCACAGAAGGAAUAACGACAUCGACAACGGAAAGUGGGACGACUUCGACUACUGACAGUGGUACAACUUCGACUACAGAAAGUGGAACGACAUCGACAACAGGAAGUGGUACGACUUCAACCACAGAAGGAAUAACGACAUCGACAACGGAGAGUGGGACGACUUCGACUACUGACAGUGGUACAACUUCGACUACAGAAAGUGGAACGACAUCGACAACAGGAAGUGGUUCGACUUCAACCACAGAAGGAAUAACGACAUCGACAACGGAAAGUGGGACGACUUCGACUACUGACAGUGGAACAACUUCGACUACAGAAAGUGGAACGACAUCGACAACAGGAAGUGGUACGACUUCAACCACAGAAGGAAUAACGACAUCGACAACGGAGAGUGGGACGACUUCGUCUACUGACAGUGGUACAACUUCGACUACAGAAAGUGGAACGACAUCGACAACAGGAAGUGGUUCGACUUCAACCACAGAAGGAAUAACGACAUCGACAACGGAAAAAGGUGCGACAACAUCAACCACAGAAGGAUUAACGACAUCAACGACAGAAGGGAUAACGUCAUCGACAACAGAAGGUGCGACGACUUCUACCACAGAGGGAUUAACGACAUCAACGACAGAAGGAAUAACCUCAUCGACAACAGAAGAUGCGACGACGUCAACCACAGAGACAGAAGGAAUCACCUCAUCGACAACAGAAGGUGCGACGACUUCAACCACAGAGGUAUUAACGACAUCAACAACAGAAGGAAUGACCUCAUCGACAACAGAAGGUGCGACGACUUCAACCACAGAGGGACUAACGACAUCAACAACAGAAGGAAUAACCUCAUCGACAACAGAAGGUGCGACGACUUCAACUACAGAGGGACUAACGACAUCAACAACAGAAGGAAUGACCUCAUCGACAACAGAAGGUGCGACGACUUCAACCACAGAGGGACUAACGACAUCAACAACAGAAGGAAUAACCUCAUCGACAACAGAAGGUGCGACAACAUCAACCACAGAAGGAUUAACGACAUCAACGACAGAAGGGAUAACGUCAUCGACAACAGAAGGUGCGACGACUUCUACCACAGAGGGAUUAACGACAUCAACAACAGAAGGAAUAACGUAUUAA